Cydia amplana is the source of this 1536-nucleotide messenger RNA. RefSeq names its product protein eiger (gene egr). The record is from RefSeq and is a predicted model, not a curated record. The coding region runs from base 112 to 1443 and encodes 443 amino acids. Gene Ontology annotation, molecular function: receptor ligand activity; tumor necrosis factor receptor binding. Gene Ontology annotation, biological process: immune response. Gene Ontology annotation, cellular component: membrane. The transcript is spliced from 9 exons. NCBI's taxonomy places the organism in Eukaryota, Metazoa, Arthropoda, Insecta, Lepidoptera, Tortricidae.
CGCUGCGCCACUCUGCGCCCGCCUGUCAGCGCGCACGCGCGUCUCCGCAAUGUCAGUGUGAUCUGUGCUGUGUUUGUGUUUUUAAUUUAAAAAAAAAUCGUGUAACCAGCCAUGUAUACGCAAGAGGUUCUAAGCAAGAAAGAGACGGACAUGUCGAAAAAUCUAGUGACGGGUGAAAUAGAAUACCGGCCGAAAAAGAAGCAAGGAUGCAUGAUAGCGCUAGUGGUGGCUGUGGGUGCGCUUGCGCUGUCCCUUGCUGUCUUGACGGUGGUGAGGGAGAUGCAGAUAUCGAGACUGAGGAGUGAGGUCGAUCAGCUGACUGUCAACAUGAUAGCUGUGACGGCGAACAUCAAAAGUCUUAAUCAGAAGGUGAACAGGGAUUUGAAUGAUUUUAAGACGGUGGAUGAUGACACGAUCUACGCCGACGGCGAGGAAGGCCCCGUGUCCAAAGACUCGGCCAUGGGCAAAUUAAAAGAUGUCACCGUACUGGAGGACGACACGGACGACAUGGAAGAUGAUGAUGAUUACGAGGACGAGGAGAGCGGCUACUGGUACGAGGACUACGACAAGAGGCCUAAGAAUGGCCACACAAACAUGGUGCACCUGAAACAGGAAGAACUACUGGGGUCAGUUGUAACGCAGGGUCAAAAGCGACCUUCCGACCACCCGUCCAACAUCCACCAGAUCCACCGAAUGCUUAAUGGACUAGACUCACAAAACACAGGGGAGCAGAAUGGGAGAGAGGAGGCCGCGGUGCGUGACAAGCGGAGCGUGUUCCCCGACUCCAACGCCAACGACGCCGUCAUCACCAAGCCUGAAGACAGCCCCCGUCGUAAGAUGAAGAAGUACUCAAGCUCUGACUCGCCCAAGAUGUUCAACUUCCAGCACACAGUCUCAAGAACAGUUCGGAACAGUGAUGACGAGGGUCGGCGGCCGUUCGUGGCGGCCCACUUCCACGGCAACACCAGCCAUCUCAACCCGGAGGUGCACGAGCAUUACAAAGGCAACGGCCUAAUCCGCGUGGCCCACGAUGCCGUCCACAACGUGUGGUACCCCGCCCCCUGGACCAUGUCGUCCCCGCACCCGCGCCCCACGCUCACCAACAAGGGACACGUGCACGUGAGAAACACUGGCGUGUACCUCGUCUAUGUGCAGAUCUACUACCUGGACACCCAUGACAUAAUCUCCUGGGUGCUCCACCGCACCAACGCUGAGAUAGAAGGGAGAGAGACACUCCUCCAAUGCGCGCAGUCGUCUCACUCUAGCGAACCCCUCGAGAAACCGAAUUCCUGCUUCUCUGCCGCCGCUUUGUUCUUAAAAACGGGUGACAGAUUGGCCGUCCGGAAUACCGGAGGGGAUCGGCAUUCGUUAAUGGAGCCGGAAAAGAGUUUCAUCGGUCUUAUUAAACUGGCUGAUGCUGAGGAUCCGAAUCAAGAGUUAUAAUUUUUUAGCUGUGUCUAUGUUAGGGCCGUUAUUUUUCGUCUGUACGCGGAAAAUAUUUGGUUGCGUCUAAUUAGUAGUUGUACUCCUGCAAUA